Messenger RNA from Neltuma alba, 1511 nucleotides. Its product is annotated as cytadherence high molecular weight protein 2. The transcript is spliced from 5 exons. The record is from RefSeq and is a predicted model, not a curated record. Bases 71 to 1201 code for a protein of 376 amino acids. NCBI's taxonomy places the organism in Eukaryota, Viridiplantae, Streptophyta, Magnoliopsida, Fabales, Fabaceae.
UUUGUUUCUGCUCCGAAACACUGAAACUCUGCUCUUCCUCUUUCUUCUCCAUUAUCUGCAACUUAUUAUAAUGCGCAAGCCAAAAGCUUCCGCCGUCUCUACUGAGCGGCAAAAUUGGGAGAAAGUUUUUAAUGGGAUGGUUCACAUGUUACGCUCUCAGCAACAGCAGCUCCUGUCCCUAGCCAGCGAGCGCAAACUUCUUGAAGAUCGCAUCCGAAUGCUACACGAUGGAUGGGAAUCUGAUACUCGUCUUUAUAGGGAUCAGAUUUCUGAGAUGAAGGGGAUUUUAAUUUUUGAAGAGAAGAGGCGACUGCUAGACGAUGUGAAAGCAGAUUUGUUACUGAGUUUAAAGCAGAGAGAGGUUUCUGUUGUUAAUUAUAUUUUAGAACACCAAGAGGAUGAGUUGGCUGAUUUUAAAGCUUGGUUUGAAUUCCUUUCUCAGAAGCUGUCCAAUGCAGAAGAACAAGGAAAACUAUGUGAGGAUACUGCUGGCAAGAGAAAGAAAGGGACCACCGACAGUGAGAGCAGGUCUGUUCGGAGGAAGUCUAAUAGGAACAUGCCACAAGAAGAGGACUGCUCCAACCAAUUGGAAGCUGAACUGAGAAGGUUGAAGCAAGAAUAUGAGAUUGCUCUGGGAAAUAAUUCUAAGGUAUCAGCACUCUCGGCAGAAAAGAAAUUUGUAUGGAACCAAUAUAAAGUAAUGGAGACUGAAUACAUGAAUAAAUUAAGGAGUAAGCAUUGUGAAUUGGAACAAGCAAAUGAGAAGAUACAGAAACUUGUUUCCAGUAUGGAGCAACUACGGUCAGCGAAGGAUGAAAAGGAUGAGACUAUUGCACAGUUAGAAAGCAAAGUGGGUAACAUGGAAGAAGAAAGAAAGAAUUUAAAUGAAAAAUUAUCGAAGAUUUCCGAAGAGUUGGAAGCAUUAAGGAAGUUCAGGAACGCUCUAGUCACUCCUAUUUUAAAUCCCUGCACUGCAAAAACUGAAGGUUCUGGCUUAGGAUGCAAUAGGAGGAGUAGUACUCGUCUCAGGAAAGAAUUAUCUGUUCCUAAGGUCACUGGUCCUGCAACAAACUCUGGAAAGGAUAACAAAAGCUUGAAGAGGAAAAGGGGUCCAGUUAUUCCGGAUUCCGCGACCCCAAAAUUGUUCUCUUCCGAUUUCAAGGUUCCAAAACUGAAAAGCCUUUCUCCAAGCGUCAGAUGAAAUCUGAAAUUGCCAUUAUGCCUUUUUUCCGUUUAAAUUGGGGGAAAAGUCCAGCGUAGAAGCAUGUAGUUUUGUUGUAUAAUCAUUCUUUGAUGACCCAUGUCUAUGUAAUGUAAAUUAUGUAUGAGCCUAUAGUUUGGAACUGGUUUGUUCAUUGGUAUUUUGAUAUGCUUGGUUAUUUAGGUGAUUUUUGGGUUUGUGGCUCCAGCCUGAUGCCAACAACCCUUAAGUCUCGUUGUGUAUACUCAAGACAUUUGAUUAUGAAAGAAAGCAAAUUCAUGAUUGUGAAUGAAAGCAAAUUCUUUUGGGA